Molecule: messenger RNA, 1227 nt
Organism: Tilletiaria anomala UBC 951
Lineage: Eukaryota; Fungi; Basidiomycota; Exobasidiomycetes; Georgefischeriales; Tilletiariaceae
Exons: 5
Coding region: 167-925 (252 amino acids)
Source: RefSeq, a predicted model, not a curated record
GACCUCGAGCAGCUGCCUCCGGCCCCGAUCUGCUUCAGUCUUGUUUGAACAUACAGGCCUGGCAUCUAGGCAGAGCUUUUACCAGCUCAUUUUCCCCUUCGAAGCGAAGAAAGAACGCGCGAGAACACUCGAGUGGCUGGUAAGGUGUGGGACGAAGGAAGCAAACAUGGCGUAUAGCGGCCCAGACACGGGCAACAUCACUAUCAAUGGUCUCUCGCCGGCAUCGUGGGCACUAGAGAUCUUUUUACCGCCACUGGUCCCGUCCAUCUUGGGGCAAGCAGUCGCCAUCUUUGUCUGUUAUUGGGAGUUUGUUGUGCUCUUUCCCAGCGAAGUUCAAAUAUGGCGAAGACUCAUGCGGCGGCCCUUCCACUGGCAAUUUGCACCCUCGAUGACGCUCUUCAUGCGCUACACACUCCUCUGCUACGCUUCCGCCGCCGCGUUCACGCAGUACUCGACUACCAUGACGGACAGCGCAUGUACGGGCGCGAGCACCGUGUUUGUCAUCAGUGUCAUCUGCUUGAACACGAGCAGCGUCAUCUGCAUGGCUUGGCGGAGCCAUGCAGUCGCCAUGGGCGUGAUUGAGCGACCAAAGAUCCGGUGGGCGGUCCGCGCAUGUGUGGGGUUCAUGCUGCUGCUGUUUCUGUUGCUACUGCUAAUGCCAUUGGCCUCCGGUUGUAGACCGCAGCAAUUGUGCUGGUGUGGUACGCCUUCAUCAACGCGCAAUUCCACGGCUCCUGGACACCACGAGCAGAGAAUGGCGUCUGUGUUAGCGAGUUUGCAUACAAGAUCAACAAGACGGAUGUCGCUUCCAGUCCAAUUUUCUGGUACUACGUCGUGUCCAUCCUCUUCGACGCGACAUGCAUGCUCACCAUCUGCCUCUCGCUCAAGAAACUGGCGCGAAGAUCAUCCGGGUUCUCGAAAUUGAUUAAGCAUCUACCAUAGCUUGGGAUACUUCAUCAUUAUUUUCCUUCUCUUCCUGCUGGGGAUCAUUUGGCUGCGAGUGCAGAAUGCGUACUGGGCGGCCAACUUUAUCCAGAUGGUCCAAGCUUCGAUCGUCAUUCGCAUCCUCAUCUCGGAGCAGAAGAAGGCACAGCGACCGCACGAUACGAGUUUUCUCGAGGACGGCUACGCGUCUGGCUAUGGCGCGGACACACGCACCUGUCCGGGCCUGGGAGCAGAAACGUACGAUGAGGGAUAUGCGUCCGACUCGCGCUUUGGCCCCCAUCA